AUGCCUGCCCUGAAGACCCUGCUGGCCCUGGCCCUGGUCACGUCCCUGGCUGGAGGAAGUCCCUGGGCUGGGUGUCACCAGUGUUUGACUGUCGGGGCACUGGGGGCUCUGGGACAGUGCAUUGCUGUCACUCUCACUCCUUCUCCUCAUCUUCACCCAGGCAAAGCUCUGAAAUGCCACAAAUGUGUGGCAUCCAACGAGAACGACUGCAACCAGCAGGGAUCCCACAGCUGCCCCCAGUACGCCGACGCCUGCUCCACCAUCACUGCACCCAACAGCAUCAUUAAAUCCUGCUCCUACAAGUCCUUCUGUGACCAGGCGCGCCGCGGCGGCUCCGGCGGGGCCACCGUGCGCUGCUGCUUCAGCGACGACUGCAACGGGCCGGCUCGGGGCUCCCGGAACGGCGGGGGGACCAGCCUGCCACCCCCGGCCGGCCUGCUGGCCACGGUGCUGGCCGGGACGCUGCUGCUGGGCUGGCUCUGAGCGGCCAGGCCGGCUGCUCGCUGCUCUAGCCUAGGGACGGGCGGGGAUGCUCCGUGGGAGGGCUCCCAGCGCCGCCAGUGCAAUAAACGCUGCCGCUGAGAACCGCGUCCGCAGCCUCUCCUUGCCAGGGAAGCCAAACCCGCCAGAGAAAGCAGCGAAUGGA
Haemorhous mexicanus (house finch) is the source of this 646-nucleotide messenger RNA. Its product is annotated as prostate stem cell antigen-like. The record is from RefSeq and is a predicted model, not a curated record. The coding region runs from base 1 to 483 and encodes 160 amino acids. Lineage: Eukaryota; Metazoa; Chordata; Aves; Passeriformes; Fringillidae. The transcript is spliced from 3 exons.